AUGGCAUCCGCGACAACCACAAUCCUCCAGACCGUGACUCGUACCAUCUCCUCAGUCUCUGGUCCUCCAGCAUCCGGUACCAGCAAUGCAUCGGCAGAUCGUGCACCACCACAAGGCGGUGUUUUUGAAGGUCUUAACCCGACACAUUAUGACACCAAAAACCCGAUUACGCUGUUCGUCAUACAGGCGGUCAUUGUUAUUGCAUUUACGAGGCUGUUGCACUGGCCGUUGUCAAAGCUACGGCAGCCGAGGGUGAUUGCGGAGGUUAUUACUGGCAUCCUCCUAGGCCCCUCAGUCUUCGGCCGCAUCCCAGGCUUCACACAACACAUCUUCCCCACUGCCUCAAUGCCUGCCUUCUCACUGGCCGCAAACAUUGGUCUUGUUCUCUUCCUCUUCCUCGUCGGCCUCGAAGUCGACCUUCGCUUCCUGGCCUCCAAUUGGAAAAUCGCACUUUCAGUCGGUGCAGCAGGAAUGGCUCUUCCCUUCGGUCUCGGUGUCGGCAUUGCUUAUGGCCUCUACCACGAAUUUCGUGAGGAUGAGGGUAUCAUGCCUAUCAGUUUCGGCGUGUAUGCAUUGUUCAUCGGUGUCGCGCUUGCAAUUACUGCAUUUCCGGUCCUGUGCAGAAUUCUGGUGAGUUUGAAACUACUCACUACGCCUGUGGGUGUGAUUGUUCUCUCAGCAGGUGUGGGCAACGAUGUCGUCGGCUGGAUCUUGCUUGCUCUCUGUGUUGCUCUGGUGAAUUCCGGCGCUGGACUGACGGCACUGUGGAUCUUCCUCGUUGCGAUCGCGUACUGUCUUUUCCUGGCUUUUGCGAUCAAGCCUGCCUUUCACUGGAUCCUACGAAAGACGAAAAGCCUGGAAAAUGGUCCGACUCAGGGUGUUGUCGCGCUGACUAUCCUGCUCGUUUUAGCGUCUUCAUUCUUUACAAACAUCAUCGGCAUUCAUGCUAUUUUCGGCGCAUUUAUGGUGGGGUUGAUUUGCCCCCAUGAGGGUGGAUUCGCGAUCAAGCUCACGGAGAAGAUUGAGGAUUUGAUCUCCGUGUUGUUCUUGCCACUUUAUUUCGCGUUGUCUGGUCUGAGCACCAAUUUGGGUUUGUUGGAUAAUGGCAUUACCUGGGGAUAUGUCGUUGGCGUCACAGCAGUUGCUUUCAUCGGGAAGAUUGUUGGUGGCACGGUCGCGGCACGACUCAAUGGUCUCGUGUGGAGGGAGUCUUUCACCAUCGGAUGCCUGAUGUCCUGCAAGGGUCUUGUCGAAUUGAUCGUGCUGAAUAUUGGUCUUCAAGCGAGGAUUUUGAGUCAGCGCACCUUCACUAUUUUCGUGGUCAUGGCACUGGUUACGACGUUUGCCACAACACCGCUUGUGGUGUGGUUGUAUCCUGAUUGGUACCAGGAGAAGCUCGACUUGUGGAGGAAAGGCAAGAUCAAUUGGGACGGUACACCGAUUUCGGCGACGGUCGAGCAGGGCGAUAGUGCUGAGGAGAUGGAGGUGGAUGUUGCGAGUCGUGUCUUGGUGUACCUCAGGACUGAUGGGUUGUCCAGUCUGUUCAAUAUCAUCGGGCUGUUGACAGGAAGAAGACAGAGUUCUCAACAAAAGACCACUCAAUUAACUAAUACUGAGAAAAGAGCAAGUGCGAACAUGGAUGAAAAUCACUUGAAGUAUCAGAGACCACUGCGGAUUCAUGGUCUGAGGUUGAUGGAGUUGACGGAAAGAAAUUCAUCAGUCAUGAAAGUGUCGGAGUUGGAGGAGUAUGCGACUCGCGACCCGAUCAUCAAGGCAUUUGGGUCUUCAGCACAUGGCACAGCGAGAGACGUGACGAUGUCAGGACAAAUAGCAGUUGUGCCUGAUCAUUCGUUCGCUAACACUCUGGUGCAAAGAGCGACCAACACACGCAGUCACCUCAUUCUUUUACCCUGGAGCGAGACUGGCUCUGUCUCCGAAAUCCCUUCUUCAUUCGACAGUGCCCCGCUCGGCGCAAACGCUGAUCCUCUAGCGAACAGAUCAUUCUCAUCUCUGGUGGUUAGUGUCUUUGACGAAGCUCGGAGCACUUGCCAUGUUGCAAUUUUCGUUGAUCGAUCAUUGCUCAGGCAAGGCGUUUCCGAUAAUGAUGGCCAGAGCAGUCCAGUCCACGAACGAGCAACACGACAACUCAGCAGGACGUGGACGGGCGUGGCUAGUAUGCCAGACCUCCAUGAGAACCAGGGCAUGCUGUUCAAGAGCAGCGACAGCAACGUCAUGGCACAAAUUCGAGUGCUCUACACAGGUACAGCUGACGAUCUUUUCGCGGUGCGUCUGGCAUUGCAGUUAGCGAAGAAUGGCGGUGUUACUGUCCGCAUCAUCAAUGUGAUUGGUGAGCAGAUUGACACCACAACCACCAAGUCAGCUUUCUCCUUGGGCAGGCGUAAGGAGGCCACACCUCUGCAAGAGCUUGAGCAUGAAAUUUCAGAUCUGGUCAAGAACAAUGUGACGUUCGAAGAUGUCAACACUACCGCAUCAAGUGCAGUUGUUCUCGACGCACUAUUGUUGAACUCAGCCUCUGAUUCUGGAGACAUCACAGUCCUUGUCGGCAGGAACGUUGCAGCACCACAGAACCAAGGAACUCCAUCUAGCUCGACGUUACUCGAACGGCCGAACGUGCUGGGCGGAUUCACGAGUAACCUGGUAGCGAGGAUGAGAGGGUAUAAGAUAGCAGCGAACUUGUUGGUUGUACAGGCAAAGUUACCUGUAGUAGGUAAAGGGUCAGAGCUGGUGGGCAAGCAUGUAGGUGGUAGUGAUGAGAGUUUGGCGAUGGGAUCGUGA
Molecule: messenger RNA, 2796 nt
Organism: Lithohypha guttulata
Lineage: Eukaryota; Fungi; Ascomycota; Eurotiomycetes; Chaetothyriales; Trichomeriaceae
Exons: 2
Coding region: 1-2796 (931 amino acids)
Biological process (GO): proton transmembrane transport
Cellular component (GO): membrane
Molecular function (GO): antiporter activity
Source: RefSeq, a predicted model, not a curated record